GACACCAUUUGUCUUCCAGUUUCGAGCCAGAGUAUAAUAAUCUCAAAUCUCUUAUCUUAUCUUAGUGAUGGGCGAUAUCAGAGAAGAAGAAGAAGAAGAAGAGGCUUCCCUCGAACUGCCGGAAAAACAUUCUCAGAAGGCAAAGCGUGUGGCUUCUCUGGAUGUCUUCCGAGGUCUUACUGUAGCGUUGAUGGUGUUGGUUGAUGAUGCGGGGGGAGAGUGGCCGGUGAUAGGGCAUGCGCCUUGGAAUGGAUGCAAUCUUGCUGAUUUUGUGAUGCCAUUCUUUCUCUUCAUUGUGGGAAUGGCUAUUUCACUUUCACUCAAGAGAAUACCUGAAAAACUUGUGGCUAUCCGAAAGGUGAUCUUAAGGGCACUCAAGCUUGUUUUUUGGGGACUUCUAUUGCAAGGAGGCUAUUCACAUGCCCCAGAUAAACUGACCUAUGGUGUGGACUUGAAGAGAAUAAGGUGGUGUGGCAUUCUCCAGAGGAUCGCUCUUGCGUAUUUCAUGGUGGCCAUGAUAGAGAUCUCAAUGCAAAAGACACAAGCUAAGAUUCUAUCUCGGGGACCAUUUUCCAUUUUCAAAGUAUACUAUCGACACUGGGCUUUUGGAGCUUGUGUUUUAGUAGUUUACUUGGCCACAUUGUAUGGAACUUAUGUUCCUGACUGGCAUUUUGUUGUGAAAAAUACAAACAGUCCCGACUUUGGGAAAACAUUGACUGUAUCUUGCAAUGUACGAGGGAAACUGGACCCUCCUUGUAAUGCAGUGGGUUAUAUCGACAGAAAAGUGCUGGGAAUCAAUCACAUGUACCCACAUCCAGCUUGGAAGAGAUCAAUGGCUUGCACGAAGAGCUCUCCACAUGAGGGCCCGUUCAGAAGUGAUGCACCCUCUUGGUGUUGGGCUCCUUUUGACCCAGAAGGAGUACUAAGCUCAAUUUCUGCUAUCCUCUCCACUGUUAUUGGAGUUCAUUUCGGACAUGUUCUUAUCCAUUUCAAGGGUCAUUCUUCUCGACUUCUGCAUUGGAUUGUCACUGGACUUAUUCUUCUGAUUUUAGGAAUCACCCUUCACUUCACAGAUGCAAUUCCUCUAAAUAAGCAAUUGUACACUUUCAGCUAUGUGUGUGUGACAUCUGGUGCAGCAGCAUUAGUUUUCUCAGCCUUGUACAUUCUGGUUGAUGUUGGCAACCUUGGAUGUCUGGUUCUACCACUGGAAUGGAUUGGGAUGAAUGCGAUGCUCGUUUACGUUAUGGCAGCUGAAGGAAUUUUCGCAGGUUUUAUCAAUGGUUGGUACUAUGAUGAUCCUCACAACACUCUGGUAUGUUUCAUUCAACUCUUCCACCUUUACAUUUACACUAUGUUUGGUUCGAGGAUUUUGAAAGGGAAGAGAAAAGAAAAUGAGAUGGAAACCGUUUUCCUUGUUUGGUAUAUUGGAUCAAGAAGCAUGUGUUUAUUGGAGUGUGGCAUUCAACUAGAGUGGGGAUUCUGAUGUAUGUUAUCUUUGGUGAGAUAUGUUUCUGGGCUUUCAUUGCUGGGGUGUUUCAUUGGCUUGCCAUUUACUGGAAACUUUAGUUGUAUUAUGUAUAUAUAGAUCAGAACUCUAUACCCCAAUUCUUCCAGUCCUGCUAAAGCCUUUGUCUCUGUGUGUUGCAAUGUAUAUAUUGAAAAAGAUAUAUAUUGUGGUUGUAAUAAAUAUGCACUGUAUAUAUGAUGGAAUCUCUAGACAAAUACACUGGAAUUACUACU
Messenger RNA from Cuscuta campestris, 1740 nucleotides. The record is from the annotation of a GenBank genome assembly. Lineage: Eukaryota; Viridiplantae; Streptophyta; Magnoliopsida; Solanales; Convolvulaceae.